Homarus americanus (American lobster) is the source of this 1882-nucleotide messenger RNA. RefSeq lists its product as uncharacterized. The record is from RefSeq and is a predicted model, not a curated record. The transcript is spliced from 4 exons. Lineage: Eukaryota; Metazoa; Arthropoda; Malacostraca; Decapoda; Nephropidae. Bases 48 to 383 code for a protein of 111 amino acids.
AUACUGAGUCCCGGACACUGUUAUGGUUCAUCACACUGGGGAUUGUUAUGGUGUGCCUUCUCAUGGCUUUCAUCACCAUCCUUCUGAUUCGUUUCAACGUCGUCCAAGUCGCCGCAGCACGGCCAUCCAUAACAAGGUCUCGAGUCAAGGUGCAGGAUGUAUCCAACCUACAACUCGCCAUUCCCCCGUACGCACCUCCGCCGGCUCCAGCCUUCCCAAAGGACCGUGACUACAGCUCGGUGUCAUCAGAGGACGAGCACCAUUAUGAAGACAUUAGGGUGUACCAGGAUCCAGAUCAUAUGUAUUACGACUUAGGUGAUACUGCCAAUGGGUCAAAUUGCUCAUCAAACUACGAUACCUUAAACGACUACGACAACGCCUAAAUAACACCUGUGGACCUCAUCAACGCCUGCAUGAGACCAGAGGACCAAAAUGGCACGUGUAUUAGACGAGAAGACGAUCACUGGACAUACCACGAUUUGUCUCCCGGCAAAGUAGCCUCCAGUCUGCCCGGCUGAGUAGCCACUUCUUUCCUUAUUCUGCGUUCUUUUUCCUCAUUUAUUGCUGUUUCCUUAUUCUUCGUUAUUUUUUGUAAUUCUACGUUUGCCUCCAAUUAUUUUUUUUCGUAUUCUAUGUUUUUACGUUCUCAGUUAUGCCUUGUCGUCUAAGUUGGAGUCACAUUUAAAAUUUACGGAUUCUUGUAAAUAAUUAUGAUUUACAUCUCUUACCUUCAGAUAUUAAAUUAAAUAUCAGAUCAAUAAUAAUUUGGUGAAUAUUUAACAGUACCUAACCUAACCUAACCUAACUUUCCCUAUCCAAACUUAAACUAACCUACCCAACUUUAGCCUUAAUUAACCUUAAUUCUAACAUAACCUUAACAUCAGCUAACAAAACUAUCAAAUCUACCCUAAUUUUAAUCUAAUAUAACCUGACCCUACCCUAAUCUAACUUAAAUUAAUCUAAUCUAAUCAAAUAUACAUGUACGUAGACAGCAAGUAUGGUAUACAAUAUACAUAGGCAAUGUAGGUAUACAGUAUACAUAGUGAAGGUACACAAACAAUGCACAUAGAGUCAUGGUAUAAAAAGAAGGUGAACAGAAAUAAAGUCACAGGAAAAAAAGUCACUUGACUUGUUCACAUUGACAACACAAUAUAUAUAUGAUGGCAUAUUGUACGUAGGUUAGGUUAGGUUAGGUUUUCCGUGCCUUUUUUUUCUGUGACUUUUUUCCUGGAUUCUACAAACACAGGUAAGCACUAAGUUAAUUCGACCAUGGAUAGUCCAACAAAGCCACCUGUUGUAUAUUUCCAGUAAGGUGUGACAGAGAAAUUUAUCAUUGCAUUACAGUCGAUAUUCAAAGUUACAGAAGUUCUAUUUACUGUAUUAGAAAACAAUCUAUAGACUACAAUGGUGAAAACAGCAACUCUUGAUGUAUUCAUAAUAUAUAACCACGGUGGUAAUUUAUUAAACACAUAGAUACAAAUAGCUUGUAUCGGUAACAGGAAGAAAGCAUCCUGGUGCCGAAGAUAAUGCUGUGCAUCCUGUGUGCCUCCUGCUUGUUGGUCAUGUGUUGUCGAAACCAAAUGUUAUUAGAGUAAGUCGUAUGUUACGAUAUUUUUAUUGUCGAAGCCAGAAAUUACUAUACUAAGGGUCGGCCAGAUGUUACUUUUUUUAUAUUCUCAAAGCCAGAUACAAUCCACGCACUCACGAAGCCAGAUGUUACCAUACUAACUAACUACGUAUAGUUCGGCCUGAUGUUACAAUCUCUGUUACAGCAUUCUCAGAGCCAGAUAUUAAUAAUCAUUAUAUUAUCAGAGCCUGAACUUGCCUAGCUUAAACUACAGAUGGGCAAGGGGCGACCUAAUUGAGGUGUAUAAGCAUCUCA